Messenger RNA from Neoarius graeffei (lesser salmon catfish), 4636 nucleotides. RefSeq names its product E3 ubiquitin-protein ligase DTX3L-like. Lineage: Eukaryota; Metazoa; Chordata; Actinopteri; Siluriformes; Ariidae. Bases 23 to 3541 code for a protein of 1172 amino acids. The transcript is spliced from 12 exons. Gene Ontology annotation, biological process: Notch signaling pathway; protein ubiquitination. Gene Ontology annotation, molecular function: metal ion binding. The record is from RefSeq and is a predicted model, not a curated record.
ACUUCCUCAUCCUGCUGAUGGAAUGGAGUUGGACAGCAUGCCUUUUGUCCUUAAUUGCUUGAUGAUAUCUGAAGCUAGAAGUGGAAAUAAACUUUCAUUAGUCAUGCACGAGCCGAUGGACGUCCAAAAUUCAACUGAUGAUCUGAAUACGUUGGAUCUGAACACACUGCAUCUGAACACAUUGGAUCUGAAUACAUUGGAUCUGUAUACAUCGGAUCUGUAUACAUCGGAUCUGUAUACAUCGGAUCUGUAUACAUCGGAUCUGUAUGUGGCGGCUAAUCGGACACAUCUCUCUGCUGCUUCUCAGGAUCCAACAGAUAACGAUGGACUAGAACCCUCAGCACCUCAGGAUGUUGCAAAGGUUUAUAUAAAAGUGCACUGGGAAGGAGAAAUACCUUCAAGGUGGAAAGCUCAUCUGCAAAAAGCUCUUCAGUCCUGGUGUUCUCAGCAGUCUUCUGAAUGCACUAUUAAAGGACUUCAGCUUUCCGAUGAUGGACGCACUGCAGAGGUGGAGAUCACGCCAUCAACUGCUUUACAGGGAAUAAAAACUGCAACUUUAAAAUUCAAGCAGUUUCCCAAUAAAACUGCCACAGUAGACUUUCUGGAAGAUGCACCAAAGUCUGUGGAUAAAGUUUCCAGGCUGAAGGGUCUGGAUACAUUGGAUCAGAAGCCAUUGGAGGAUCGGGCACGCCUCUCUUCUGCUUCACAGGACUGGAAUAAAUCAGAUGAAGAAGCAAAAAAUCAUCCCGCUGCUGCAGAUGUUACAGAGAUGUCUUCAUCAGCGUCUAAGAGUUCUGAUACAACAUACAGGAAACGAUCAAAAAACCUCAUAACGGGAGAGCUUGCGAAUCAGAUGAAGGUCAACAUGACUGUGACUGCCAUAAUUGAUACAGAAAACUUUUCCCCAGAAAUUCACUCAAAGCUCAUGAAGAAGUUUAGAAAACAGCAGGUUGGAACUAAGUUACACAUUUCAGGAUCUUUUGCUGAAAUUGAUGAGUUCUACAGGGAGUUUUGUGAAACUGUAGUAGGAGCUGCUUCUAAUGAUGCAGGACACACUGAGAUGUCCAGAGCUUCUCAUGAUCUUACUGUCCCUCUCUUUUUGUACUGGUACCUGAACCAAGCUUACAGGAAGGAAGUGGAACAAAUUGAGAAGAAGUUUGGAGUUAAAAUAAAUGCAGAAAGUCAUGUUUCAAUCUCUGCUGAGAAAACGAAUGAGAAGAGCGAGAGUGAUCCUGUCAGUAGAGCUACAAAGGAGUUUUCUGAUCUUGUACAGAAUAUUAAUGAGACUCUCAAAUCUGUUCAUGUCCCUCAAAAACACAUGGAGUCUGAUAUUAUGAAAGAGACACUGCGUAAUAUUCCAAAUGAACAGCACAAGCUCGUGCUAAGUCUGUCAGCAAAUAACUACCUGCUGUUUGGGCCAAAAGAAAAAACAUCAGUGUUUGCAAAGAGGUUACAUUUGGAUCAAGGUGUUUCAACAUCAUUUAUCCCCAGCCAGUCACAUAACACUGAGAGUGACAUCAGGGAGACUUCAAUGCAGGCCGCUCAGAACUUGGACAUGGACAUCAAGGACACUCAAGCUCCAGUUGAGAUGGAUGAGGCACACUGGCGUCUGAUGAAGAUGAACACACCUGAUGCAGCCACGACUGAUCCAGAAACAACUCCAUCUCAGCUCAAGAAGGAUGCUGAAGCUGCUUCUAAUGAUGCAGGACACACUGAGAUGUCCAGAGCUUCUCGUGAUCUUACUGUCCCUCUCUUUUUGUACUGGUACCUGAACCAAGCUUACAGGAAGGAAGUGGAACAAAUUGAGAAGAAGUUUGGAGUUAAAAUAAAUGCAGAAAGUCAUGUUUCAAUCUCUGCUGAGAAAACGAAUGAGAAGAGCGAGAGUGAUCCUGUCAGUAGAGCUACAAAGGAGUUUUCUGAUCUUGUACAGAAUAUUAAUGAGACUCUCGAAUUUGUUCAUGUCCCUCAAAAACACAUGGAGUCUGAUAUUAUGAAAGAGACACUGCGUAAUAUUCCAAAUGAACAGCACAAGCUCGUGCUAAGUCUGUCAGCAAAUAACUACCUGCUGUUUGGGCCAAAAGAAAAAACAUCAGUGGUUGCAAAGAGGUUACAUUUGGAUCAAGGUGUUUCAACAUCAUUUAUCCCCAGCAAGUCACAUAACACUGAGAGUGACAUCAGGGAGACUUCAAUGCAGGCCGCUCAGAACUUGGACAUGGACAUCAAGGACACUCAAGCUCCAGUUGAGAUGGAUGAGGCACACUGGCGUCUGAUGAAGGUUGUGUUUCAGAAACAGAUUACUGAGAUUGAAGAUAAAUAUGGAGUUCGGAUUGAUGGUGAACCUGUCCAAGGACUGAUUAAGGUGUCGGCGCAGUCCAGAGGAACUCAGCAGGUCAAUCUUGAAGCUCACGCUCUCAGAGCCUUAACUCGUCUCUACCAAAAGCUAGUCAAAUCAGCAGUCACCUGUGAACUUGAAAAUCCUUCCUACACUGCAAGAGUGUCCCGGGCAUUUGAAAGAAUUCGCCCUCACCAUGCCCAUGUUGGUGGAGGAGAAAGUAACGGAAGCUGGAAACUUUUUGGACUGCCAAAGCAUCUCAUUCCUGCUAUAGAUGCUAUUGAGAAGAUUAUUGGACAUCCUGUAUUUGAUGAGAAGACGAAGCAAAUGCUUGGAUAUCCACGGGAUUUUCCACAGGCAAGUGGGUUUCAGAGAGGACAAAUGAGGCUGGAUGUGAAGAGAGGGGCACAUGGUCCUGACUUCAGAAAUGGGCCAGAGAAGAAGUCUGAUUUUAACCAAGAUUUCCCAAAUAAAGCAAAAGAAAACGGUAAAGAAAAAAUUCAUGUAAUUCAGAGAGGAAAAAUGGGGCUGGAUGUGAAAAGAGGGGCACAUGGUCCUGACCUGAGAGGUGGAACCAUACCACAAAAUUCUGAUAUUGUCCAGAAACUAUUUAAAAAAUCAAGAGGUAUCAAGAAAAAAUAUAAUGAAAGUGAAGAAGAUAAAUGUCCGAUUUGCUUGGAUACGUUUACUCAAAAGACAAAACUGGACUGUGGUCAUGAGUUCUGUGAGGAGUGUCUGGAACGGUCAAUCCAGAGCAGAGGAAAAAUUUGCCCUUUGUGUCAGAAAGUCUUUGGGAUAUUAAAAGGAAACCAGCCGGAUGGAAAAAUGGAUGUCAGACAUUCCAGGUACCCAGAGCUCCCUGGAUUUCCUCACUGUGGCACAAUCACCAUUUCUUACAACAUACCCAGUGGCAUUCAGACAAAUGAACAUCCAAACCCUGGAGAACAUUACUCUGGGACUUUUCGCACUGCGUAUUUACCGAACAAUGCUGAAGGAAACCAUGUGCUCUCACUGCUGAGAAGGGCUUUUAAGCAGAAACUCAUUUUCACUGUCGGAGUCUCCAGAACAACUGGAGCAGACAAUAUGGUCAUCUGGAACGACAUUCCUCACAAGACGAAUACACACGGUGGACCUCAAGGUUACGGCUAUCCAGACCCUGACUACUUAAAACGGGUGAAGGAAGAGCUGAAGGCCAAAGGCAUCGAGUAAAGAUGAAAAAUGCAGAAUUCUGAAGUUAUAACUGACACACAGUUUGAAUAUUUUAAAAUAAAAAAGGACAGAAUGAGAUUGUAGAGUCAAAGUAUAUUAAAAUGAAUAAUGUAAUUAAAAGGUGCUGACUGCAAAGUCAUCUGAAAAUUUUACUUUUUUUUUCUUUUGUGCUCAUUUUCCUUUGUCCCACAAGAACAAUAUCAUGUGGACGAAUGGGAUGUGAUCAUUUUGAUGUGCUGAGGGUCGCUUUUCUUCAUUUUGGGACCGUUUUCCUUCCUCUUGAGAUAAACAGUACGGCCUUACAGAAACAGCAGAACGUGAGGGAGGAGCUUUAACUAAUUACCAUAACUAUGGAACUGCGUCACACCAAGAUGGCGACGCGCGGAAAACAUCGUGACUCUGCAUCGACCUCGGAGAGUUUUGAGUCGCAGGGAUGGAAUUUGUGGUUGACAUUCGAGAAUCGAUCCGUGAAACAAAAGACAAAUAUAUCUUUUAUCUGUUCCUGCCUUUGUGUUCGCAUGUCUUUCUCUGUAAGAUCAAAACAUUAGGUGGAUAACUCCAUACUCGCUACCGUUCAGUCGAGCCCAUGCACUCUAAGGCUAAGAUAGCUAAGUGCUAGCUAGAAUGAUUUAGUUAUCUGUCCAGAAAAAUGACGCGUCCUCUAACCUUGCUCUAUCUGACAGUUGCACUCAUUAGGCAGCUUUCUUUUUCUUUUCUGCUGGAGGGAGCGCCGAGUCCGCCAUGUUCGCCCUCACCGACUUGUUUUAGUUAAAAGUAGCUCAAACACACCCCACGGUGACCAUGUGAUAUUGUUGCUCGCUUCCGUCAGCGAUCUCUGGAAUCAUAAAAUGCAGGACACUUUUUAUCUCAGCAAAACAUUGACACACAGGAUACACGGUGUUUGUGCGCAGCAGUGAAACAUCUCCAAACUCCAACAGAAACAGAACAUUUUACCCAGAAUUCAACUCUUGCACUCAGAACCUUUAACUACUGUAUGUGUAAUUUAAAGUGAUGGAUUUUAUUUUGGCAAAGAUUUAAUUAAUCAUAAAACCAAUCAUACCAUAUAAUUUCUCAUGUUUUCAUUUUGUUUGUAUG